Erinaceus europaeus (western European hedgehog) is the source of this 1578-nucleotide messenger RNA. RefSeq names its product sortilin-related receptor-like. The record is from RefSeq and is a predicted model, not a curated record. The transcript is spliced from 10 exons. Gene Ontology annotation, molecular function: protein binding. The coding region runs from base 1 to 1578 and encodes 525 amino acids. Lineage: Eukaryota; Metazoa; Chordata; Mammalia; Eulipotyphla; Erinaceidae.
AUGGAGAAGUGUCUGCUCCUGGCUCUGGGCACAGCCAACCUCUGUGCACAGCCCUGCUCCGGGUGGGGACACCCUCCCUUCCUACGUUGGGGAGAGACCUGUCCCUUCGCAGCCCAAGACCCCGAGUUCCGCAGGGUGUGCGGCGACUUCAGCUUCCAGUGUCAGAGCGGCGUGUGCAUCAGCCUGAUCUGGAGGUGCGACGGCAUGGACGACUGCGGAGACCGCUCGGACGAGGCCGGCUGCGAAAACCCCACGGAAGCCCCCAGCUGCUCCCGCUACUUCCAGUUCCAGUGCGGGAACGGCCGCUGCAUUCCCAACAGGUGGAAGUGUGACCGGGAGAACGACUGCGGGGACUGGUCCGAUGAGAAGGACUGCGGGGACUCGCAGGCCCUGCCCUCGCCGACCCCGCAGCCCUCCACGUGUCUGCCCGACUACUUCCGCUGCAGCAGCGGCUCCUGCGUGAUGGACAGCUGGGUGUGUGACGGCUACCGGGACUGUGCUGAUGGCUCUGACGAGGAAGCCUGCCCCUCGCCCCGUGAGUGCCGCCCUGGCCCUCCCCCUUGGGGGGCACACCGUCCCCUCCAACGGUCCUUGAUGGGGGGGAGGCCAGCCAGCCUACUGUCCACCACAGCCCCGGCCCCGCUUGCGGUGCCCAGGGCUUCUUCAGGUGCUCUGGCCUGCAGACGGUUUACUCACCCUGUCUUCCCUUUCCUAGUGUUGGACGCCCCUGGGAGCCUGCAACUGUUCCUCUACCACAAGGCGGGCAAAGUGAUCCUAGCUCGCUGGGCUGCCCCUCCGCAGGCCUACGGACAUCGUAAGUGCUUCUGGGGCCCUGGGGCCCUCGUGGUCACGCAGCCCUGGGGACACGGGGCAGCCUCCCGCUGGGGUCGCAGGUCGCCCUGGGCUCUGCUGCUGGCUGUGAGCCUGUCCUGUCUUCUCUCCCAGGUGGAGCACAGCCGGAGCGGCUCCAGGGUGUGGGCCUCCCAGAGGUCUGCGGGCAACUUCACCGAGAUCGGGGACCUGCAGCUCAACACGCAGUACAGCGUCAGGGUGGCGGCCGUGACAAGCCGUGGGAUCGGGAACUGGAGUGACUCCAAGUCCAUCACCACCAUGAAAGGAAAAGCCAUCCCACCUCCGGACAUCCACAUCGACGGCUAUGACGAGAGUUCCCUGAGCUUCACGCUGACCAUGGGGAGCGACAUGAAGGUCAGCAGCUACGUGGUGAACCUCUUCUGGGCUUUUGACACCCACAAGCAAGAGAAGAGAACACUGACCUUCCGGGGGAGAGUGUUGUCUCACAGAGUGCUGGCGGGGUCCACGCGGAGCCAGGCCUCUGACACGUGUCCGGUUUACGGCAUCUUCUACGCCACGUCCUUUCUGGAUCUCUACCAGAAUCCCCAGAGCGGGACCACUUCUCUCCACGACACAACGGUCCUGGUCGGCGGGGACGAGCAGUAUUUGUUCCUGGUGAGUCUCCCCGGCUGGAGGGGUCUCUGCUGCUUCCCUGCGCACACGGCCGACGGCCUCGGCCACCUGCAGCUCAUGGUGGAGGACGGAGGAGCUGCCAUGGUGGGUUGA